Molecule: messenger RNA, 507 nt
Organism: Penicillium odoratum
Lineage: Eukaryota; Fungi; Ascomycota; Eurotiomycetes; Eurotiales; Aspergillaceae
Exons: 3
Coding region: 1-507 (168 amino acids)
Biological process (GO): L-phenylalanine catabolic process
Cellular component (GO): cytoplasm
Molecular function (GO): homogentisate 1,2-dioxygenase activity
Source: RefSeq, a predicted model, not a curated record
AUGACUUCUCCGCCCAUCCAGGAGACACAGCCGAUCAACGAUUUGACCAAUUUUCCUUCCCAAAAUGUGACAUUGAUCGACCAUACCAAUCCGUCAGUCAACUGCGUUAUGACAACCGCAUCUCACGAUCCCUUCACCCCGUCGGCUGGUUUCCUGUGGUUUGGCCCACGCUGGGAUGUCGCCUCCAACACUUUCCGUCUAACAUUACUUCCACCGUAUCUCAGCCGCGGAAUUUUGGCCUCUCUGUACGGAAUUGGAAUUGGUCGCUCCGAUGACCUCCUACCUGGUGGAGGCAGUGUUGAGAUCAGCCACAUACCCCACGGAAACUUUGACGAGGCAUACGUUUAUGAGAUGAGGUACCAGGUAUAUGAGUCUCGAUCCUGGAAGGCCUGGGAUGCGUUGCCGGACAAAUUUACCGCCUACCUGAAGAUUCAGAAGAUCCUUAAACGGGUUAAAGAAGGCAAGAAAUCUCGCAAGCAGGAUAUAGAGAUAUUUGUCGUAAGAUGA